CCCAACCUCAUCACAGAACCAUUCUACCUAUAAAGAACGAUGAUGGCAACCUACACUACAAAUCAGUUUCUUCAUCAUAUUCCAAACAUUUAUUUGCCACAAAAAGCAUCUCAGUGCAACCAAAAUGCCUGUCACUAUCGCCAUUCCCAACCGUAAAGUCAGUUCUUGGCAAGAUCCCAAAGCUGAAAACACCUCACAGCUCCUAAGAGGAGCUAGUUCCCAAGAGGCAAGUGGCUGCAAGCAAAUCAUCCAAAGCUCAUUCUCCUUCAACGGGUCUCUUGAAGAAAACCAUGUAUCAGCUUCGAGGAAUGGUCUCGUCUGGUCAUCGUUCCACGCAUACAGCACCCACCAUCAUCUGACGAUCCGCCCCGAAGAUGUCUGGUUUGCCAUAGUCACCCAAAUCAGCGCUUACAUCAAUACCAAUUCCGAGAAGAUGCGCGAUUACUUCGUCAGUCAUGAUGGCCAGAAGAAGCUUGAGGUUAUUGAUUGCGCGACUCUGCAUACUGCUGAUUUCGGAAAACUCUCUCAGCAAAUGGCCCUCGAGAUCGCAAAUAACAUCAAGGAUCCUGCAUUGAGAGAAUGGGUUCUUCCGUCGUUCUCGACAACUACUGAGAAUGAUCGCAUCGUUGGAUCCGUACUUCUAAUGGGUGCACUGCAGAAAUAUUUCUCUUAUGGAAUGACUAUGUUAUGUGGUAUCCCGUCAGUAACACUCCUCGGAGAAGUAACCGACUACGAAGAUAUUCUCAAAAGACUUGAUAAACUGGAAGAGAUGGGCGAGGAACCGAUUCAGUUCGCCAAUCUCCUGCGGCCAAUUCUUCGAAACAUGGUUCUCUCUUUCACCCAACCGUCCGACAGAGCUAUCCAUACAUUCUGGAACCAAAUUGCCGAUAUGGACCGGAUGUCGGGGUCCAACAAGAUGACAGGCUGGAUCACAGCGUUUUGCUAUUGGGACGACGAAGGAAAGGUUCAUCCUCCCAGUCGAGCAAAUUGUACCCUCGAGGGAUUGAUGUAUCCCUAUGUCGAGACGGAUAACAUUCCCUGUGGAUACGUCACUGUUCCGGUUGAAGUUGACGACAAUGGUACUUUGUAUGAUUGCAAGAUGCUUGCUGGAUCUGUUGGCAUACAAGCUGUUCCAGGCCCUGAAGGUUAUGUCCCUGCUUUCGAUCCUUAUGAAAAAAGAAGACGUGACGUGGAAGUGGAUGAGAAGAAAUUGGGGAUAAAGCCUGUUACUGGGUGGAUGAUCUACGAGUUUGUGGAGCGGAAGGGGCCAGGUCGAAGACGGCCUAGGUAAGAACAUAUUUUCCAUGAAUCCAUAC
Molecule: messenger RNA, 1316 nt
Organism: Fusarium odoratissimum NRRL 54006
Lineage: Eukaryota; Fungi; Ascomycota; Sordariomycetes; Hypocreales; Nectriaceae
Exons: 1
Coding region: 125-1291 (388 amino acids)
Source: RefSeq, a predicted model, not a curated record